Molecule: messenger RNA, 1299 nt
Organism: Python bivittatus (Burmese python)
Lineage: Eukaryota; Metazoa; Chordata; Lepidosauria; Squamata; Pythonidae
Gene: SMIM7
Product: small integral membrane protein 7
Source: RefSeq, a predicted model, not a curated record
AGUUGAUGCUUAUUGGUUGUUGAGCUGCUGCGUGUCCGCGGGGUAUAUUUCCGUUUCGAUACAAGCAGAGCGGAAGUAGCAGGAUGUUGGGGGAUUUGCUGCUGUUCGGGACUCUGAUGGUCAAUGCCGGAGCAGUGUUAAACUUCAGGCUGAAGAAGAAGGAGAGUCAGGGCUUUGGUGAAGAAGGAAGAGAACCAACAACAGGUGACAAUAUCAGGGAAUUUCUGUUAAGCUUAAGAUACUUUCGGAUCUUCAUUGCACUAUGGAAUAUUUUCAUGAUGUUUUGCAUGAUUGUGCUGUUUGGAUCUUAAACAACUUUGACUGAACUGGCAACAAUACAUGUUAAUCUUUGGUAAUUUGCAGAUGACUUCCAACCGGAAAUAUGAAAUACUCCUAAGUAAAACAUUUAGCAACUUUUUAGUACUGAGCUCUGGCUUAUUUUUACUACAGAUGUCAAAGGAACAUUCACUAUUCUUCUUUUUUCCCUUUUCUUGUUUUUCUCCUGGUUUUUGUGUCUUUUGUUAUUUGGCUAGUGAACAUAUAAUGAUGAACUUUCAGGCCUGUGAAGGGGGUACUUGGGCCAGGCUUGCAGGCAUGACAACCAUGGAGAACAGAGCUUUUGUAUGAAGAAAUGAAGAGAUGUAAGAAGAAAUACAUGUUGAAACUUCAUGAUACAAGUGCAAAAAUGGAAGAAUGUGCAUUGCAAUGCAUGCUUUAUCAGUCAUGUGAUUUAAAUUUAGCAUUUAGCUCCCCUAAAAGAAAAAAAAUAGUUAGGAGAAAAUGAUAAAAGAAUUGUUUUGUGCACAAAUGAGAAAAACAAAACUAUACUCCUUGUUGCUUUCAAGUAAUACCAUAUAGUAUUUAAGAAUCUGCGUUCCACUCUUUGCUGACCAGAAAAACAAUUUACACUAGGUCUUUUUUCUGUUCCUGAUCAGGGGAGAGAGAUGCAGAAAGUAAAUUGAUGUCCAAAAGCAGUUUCUAGGAUUGGUAUGUUGUGUACAAGACCUGCUGUAUGACUCUCUACCAAAGGACAAUAGCUGAUAAAUAUCUCUUAUUCUUAUAAUAGUGAAUUGGAGUAGACCCAGGUAGUUAGCCAGCAUAAAUAUCUGAGGGGAUGUCAAUGUCUGAAGCAGUUCAGUCUGUAAUGAUGCUUAAAAUGGGAGGAUAUCCCUGGGCGGUUAGAGUAAUUUCUGAAUCAUCUUUCUGUUGAAUAUCUGGAGAUUUUCUUACCUUAUGUAUGAAGAGAUUGAACAUCUGGACUCAAAGUUCUAGCAAAAUAAAUACAAUGAAUAUUCUCUA